CAAAAGGUGAACAGUCAACAACUUUCUCCUUUCUUGAGUUUGUGAAUGAAUAAUUUGUGAAUAUUUGGAAAAACCGCUGCACGAUUCGAAUUUCGAAUAAACAAAUAAUGUAAAGAAUUUUUUUCAAGUGGUUUUUUCCUGGAAGGAUUGGCUCAUCGCCCUCAUCAUGGUGCUCGAUUUGAAUUCACCAGCUCAUACUUUAUGGAAGAGUGAUCUUUACCGUAUGCAGCUAGAAGCACCAGUUCCAAUACCGAUACUAUGUGAUGACAUCUUGCCCAACAGGCCUGCAUUUUUAGGUCAAGAUUAUCAUGGAGCUAUAUCCCAUGUACAGGCCUCGAAACUUCUUAAUUCACAUGAAAAUGGAGCCUAUUUAGUGCGAAGCAGUAGAUCUGCCAAUGGGGAAUUUUAUACUUUAAGUCUGAAAUUUAAUGGCAAAAUUCAUCAUUAUAAACUAUACUUUGAUCCUGAUGGUGGUUUAUUUGUGAGGGAAAAACGUUACGAUUGUGCUAGGUCUUUAGUUGCUGAUGGCCUAGUAACUAUGUAUAUAGAAUUGAAGGCUCCUUUAAUAUUACAAAGACUGACUAGUGUUAAUUAUCAUGAGAGUCCUUACAUGACUUUGACCCUAAACAAACGGAAAUUGAGAGCCUUGUCGAAACAAAAUGCUUUGAAUAAAAAUUUGUUUGCAAAUUCGAAUAGCGUGGAUAAUAUACCAUUAUCUCAACAAAUCUUAGGGCAAACAUUACCGGAAAAAGUUGAAAAACCUCAUGUUUUUAAACUCACAACAUUCAAAGGUCUAAAUUGGUGCGAACUUUGUGCUAAUUUUCUUUGGGGUUUUACGUUACAAGGUCAGAAGUGUGAAGACUGUGGAGUAAUUGCUCACAUUAAAUGUUCAGAGAAAUUUGCAAAUGAUUGUAUCCCAGACCUGAAAUUCCUAAGAGGCGUAUUUGGAAUUGAACUUACUACUUUAUUAAGUGCUUAUAAAGCUGAAUUACCGUUUGUAGUGACGAAAUGUGUUGCUGAAGUUGAAGCUAGAGGUCUAACAACUGAAGGCAUCUACAGACUGAGCGGUUUUGCUGAUGAAAUUGAUGCAAUUAAAAUGGCACUUGAUAGAGACGGUGAAAGAGCUGAUCUUUCAAUGGAAAAAUAUCCAAAUAUUAAUGUAAUUACUGGAGCUUUAAAGCUUUAUUUGAGAAUAUUGCCUGUGCCUCUUGUUACUUUUGAGGUGCAUCCUAGACUGAUUGAUUCAAUACAACAUAAUGAUGUGGAUUUGCAAGUGUCUUCAAUUAAACAUGCCUUGUUAUUGUUACCAAAACCACAUUAUGAUACUUUGAAGUUCAUGAUUCAGCAUUUAAACAGGAUCGCUCUUCAUUCGCCCAUAAACAAAAUGAAUGGCCUUAACUUAGCUACUGUGUUUGCUCCAACCCUAAUUCAUCACCCCACAAAUAUUAUACCAGAUGUUAGGAGCGAUAUACUUCUUUUGGAAAUGAUGAUCAACAAGUGUCAUGAUGUUUUUCUUAAAUAACUUUUAUUUUAAUAAUAAGAAAUGGGCUCUCUUUUUUCAUGCUGAAACAUAGUAGAUAUUAAUUUUCAAAAAUGUUUAUUUUGUAUUUUGACGCUUGGGGUUUAUAAGACGCAUAAGAAACUUUUGUAUCAAUAUCAGUGGGCUACAAAGCUCAUUCCACUGCCUCGCUAGUGAAUUUUAAAAGCUUGUUUUUGCUCGUUUUUAAUGUGAUUAUCUUUACUAGCAACUUUUGUGAUUUUUUUUUUGAAAAUAUGGCAAUAAUAAGGUAUCAUCUAACCAAGGGAAAAACCACUUGACAGUAAAGUAAGUAGCAGAGAAAGUAAGGUUAUUUUGUUUAUUUCUCGAGAAGUAUCCCUUCCCAAGCAUCCCUUUCGAUUUGCACUUUGGAAAGGGAUGCGUUUUAGAUAUUUGAAUUUUAAAACAAGCAAAAACCUCUAAGAUAUUUCUAAUUUGUAAAACUAAUACACUGUUUGUGAUAUCCAAAAGCAAGUUGGUGAAUUUUGGUAAAAUCUGGGGAAGUUUGGGAACAUACCUGUGAAACAAGAGGAAAUAUCUAUCAAAUAAUAGUGAAAUUGUAGUUUCUAUCUGAAAUUUUAGAGGGGGGGUUUUUCUCUGCUAUCCAACCUGACUAAAUGUAGGUAAUGAUUUCCUUCAGCAGGAAAAGUUGAUCUUUCCAAAUUCAUAGAUAACUAUGAACCAGAUAUUUGGUACUGCCCACAGUAGGUGUAAGUGAUUAUAAUGGUUUAACCAAUUUUUAUUUAUUAUUAGGAAACCGCUUGAAACUUAUUUUUUCUGUGCAAUUUUUGUUAUUUUAUUUUUAGCCUGAUCUUAUCACAAAUGUUUAUUAGAAUAUAGUAUAUUUCAAGCAUGAAAUGCUGUCUUAAACCAGACCAUUUUAAAUGGUCUUUUUCUACUAUAUUCAUUUAUUUAUUUUUCUGAAAUGAAUGUUUCAUUGUUUAUUUGAACAAAACUGAUAAUGUGUUCCAAAGUGAGAUUUGUGAUUCCUUUGAAUUAUUGUGAUAUUAUGUGUUUGAAAAUUGGUUCCAUUGUUUGUAUUUAUUUCUUAUUUUCACCUUCAAAAAGAACUAGUUUCUCAUUUAUUCGUGCAUUUAUAUGUAUUAUUAUUCUGUUAUAUUUAUUGAUAUUAUGCUUGAUUGUGACACCCAUGUUAUACAUAUUUACAUUCCCCUUUUAUCUAUUUAACAUACAUUCGCUUUCUUUUUUUUCAAAUCGGUGGCAAUAAAAAUCUAGGGAAAGUUGUGAUGUAUGUGUAAAUAAAAAAUUCCCAAUCCCUUAAAGAUUCCCUAUGUAUCCUAUCCAAAUCCUAUAAGUUGUUUUUUUUUUUAUCUGAAGUCUCUGCAUUAUAGUUUCAAAGCGUUCGAAUUUUAGAGAUGGUACGAGCAUUUUUGGAUUUGCUGUUUUUUUUUUUUGCAAAAUUUGGUACCUAUUUAUUCUGUUAAUGCAUCCUUUCAAUAUUUAGCUGAAAAGUUUGUUCUGUUGUCAUUUUGAAAAACAAUGCUCCCAUACCAUUUUUGGUGUUCCAUGACCCCCUAUUCCAAAAAAAAGAAAGUGAAUGGAAUGCGAACAUUAUAUUCAUUAUUUAUUUUCAUUUUUUUCAUGCUUACUUAAUAUAUAAUUUGUGUAACCCUAAUGUAAUCUAGCUUCUUAAGUGUUCGUUUAGCGUUUAGCUUUAUACUUUUAUAAAUCAAUAUUAUCAAAAAAAUUGUAUGUUUUUAUGCAG
Messenger RNA from Ceutorhynchus assimilis (cabbage seed weevil), 3263 nucleotides. NCBI's taxonomy places the organism in Eukaryota, Metazoa, Arthropoda, Insecta, Coleoptera, Curculionidae. The record is from the annotation of a GenBank genome assembly.